UCUAGACGGUCAUUUUGCAUUAAAUGUUCGUACAUACAAGGAACCUUGAACAACCUGAAACAGCUAGCUAGUGGUAGAAUAGUCAAAAUCUAAGAAGACUACAUAACUGUGGUACCAUGGUAAAUGAAAAACAUUAAACAACAACAAGAAUAACGUAAUUAAAGGCAAAUAAUAAAAAGCACACACAUAAUAAAAUAGACAUCUUUGAAUAAUGGCAACCGUUCGUGACCUUUCUAGAUACCUUUUGUGUCUGUAUUGCAACAAGAAAUUCGACCUAGAAGACAGGAAACCGUAUCUUCUGCCUUGUCAGCACAACAUGUGUCUGCCAUGUCUGGGCACUAUAGGCAGACACGAGUUUGUCUGUUUAAACGAAGCCUGCAAGAAGGAGUACAUUGGCUUCUCAUCGCCACACUCCCUCGCGAUAGACAAACGCGUGGUGGACUGUCUAACAACUCAGUCACAAGACGACGAGCGGUGCUCGAAGGAAUUCCAUGACCAAAAGAAGUUGAAGUACUUCUGCAAGGAUUGCCAACUGCCAGCUUGUUCAGUCUGCGUUCUCACCAAGUGCAAGCAGCACACCACAGAACCGCUCACGAAGACGUACGAACAAGAAAGGCAGGGAAUUGAAGGGCAGAUGAGUAAACUGAAGGAGGUGCAACUUGACUUAGGAAAAAGUGUUCGCUCUAUAGAAAAGGAAGAGGUCAUGUUACAAAACCGCAUCCAAGACGUGUCUGCCGCUUUUAGAGAGGAAGGGGAGGAAAUGAUAAAAGCUGUUGAGUGUAGACAGUCAGUUCUAGCUGAUGAGCUCAAUCGACGUGGAAAUGAAAAGAAUAAGACACUUGUUAAACUGAAAGACAAGUUAGAACUUGACAUCAAGGAAGUGGAAAAUACUCUGAAGAUUGCCGAGAAAGCCAUAGACACAGAGAGUUACGUACAUUUUCUGCUGAAGAAAAACAAGUUGCAAGGCGAAAUCGCCAAACUGAUCAAACCAAUGAAUGCCGAUGACCUAACAAUGAAUGCAGUUGACCUGAGCGAUAUCGCCUUCUCUCCGUGUGACAUGGCAUGUCUUGUCAUGGACACUAAGGCUAAUGAUUAUGUCACUGGGGAUGCUGCACAGAGAGGUCCCCAGAGGGAAUAUAGGAUGUUCGACAGAAAUAUACUCAGAGCAGUACUUGUACUUUCUGGCUCAGAUGUCUAUGGUCCUGAUGGAUUUCGGCUUUUGGUGCGCGGGUCUCCGAAGAACGGAUCACCAAUAAUCAACAAGAUGAUUGAGUUCCCUGAUAUAUGUUUUGAUAAGACAGUCCAGAAUGCACCCUGUUAUGUUCCACCCCGUCAUGUUGCACCCCUUGAUGUCCAGAAUGCACCCUGUUAUGUUCCACCCCGUCAUGUCCAGGAUGCACUCAUUUAUGACGAUUCUGAAGAUUCUGACGAUUCUGAAGAUUCUGAUCGUGGAGCGAUUUUCAAGGCCCUCCAACCACUUCGAGGGUCACACGCUUCCAUGUGGGUUGUUAACAUUGAAUACUAUAAAGCCGGAACCCCGAAAAUAGCUUAUGUGGGAGUAAUUGCGAUGAAGGAGGAUUGCGACGUUCUGGAUAAAGAAAAGAUCAGUGGAGUACUAAUAUCACAGGCCAAUGGAAAACGCUCGUACAAGACGAUUGGAAAAAACCAAAAUGUUCGCUUCUACGGUCAAGAGGAUGACGUCAUGUCCGGUAAAAUGGGGUGCAGACUCGGAUUUCUGACCAAUCCAGACACCCGAUUCUUGCACGUGAUCAACAUGGAUAAGAUGGAGCUCAUUGCCUCAAUACCCGAAUUUGAUGCGAGUCAGGAUCGGCUAGUACCGUGUAUCGCCUUCCACGAUAACAUUUUGGGAAACGUGACACAAGAGUUCAAUUCUGAGAUUUUCACCGACAAUAGAGUGGUGGACAAUAGAGUGGUGGAUGUUAUUCUGCUUGCUUUUUCUCUCGAGAACCAGUCAGAUUAGAACAGGUUCAAAACAACGAAUGCCUUGUCUGUAGACUUCUAUAUACUACGGGAUUUAAGGGCUUGACAUUUUGAUGGACCUGAUCCCAGGUUAAUAGACAAAUAGAUUAUCCACUUGUACCAUAAAGAUUCAAAGAACUUUCAGCGGACUCUGUAUGCGUUACCUUGUUUUCAGGAACGACGGUUGCGGCACACAUACUGCAUAAGAAAAGUGACAUUAUAUUUAACUAAAAUUCACAUUCAUUCAUUCCGUAUGUACUAGUAUAUAUUCUGCAAACACUGCAUUAAAGAAUAAAUAACAUUAGCAUAAUUCUUUGGAAAGUAUAAAGCUGAGAUUCACAUAUAAAGUGUGGAUUCGUGCAUCAUUCCACUUUAAACGAAAAAGAUACACGUGCUACUGGGGCAAAAAAAAAGGAGUCUUUUUUCAUGAGACUUAUUAUAUACUCUUCAAAAAAAGUAGGGGAACUCUAAUAAGAAUUUACAAUUACCAAAAUUGUAAGGUAUAUUGGCUGUGGGGAAUGGAUAUAUGAUAAUAGUGAAUUAAUUGGGCAAACAUUA
This is a messenger RNA of Gigantopelta aegis, 2538 nucleotides long. RefSeq names its product E3 ubiquitin-protein ligase TRIM63-like. The transcript is spliced from 13 exons. Gene Ontology annotation, molecular function: zinc ion binding. NCBI's taxonomy places the organism in Eukaryota, Metazoa, Mollusca, Gastropoda, Neomphalida, Peltospiridae. Bases 212 to 1981 code for a protein of 589 amino acids. The record is from RefSeq and is a predicted model, not a curated record.